GACAGAAUUGUGACAAAUGUGACAGACAUUGGUGACAGAAAUUGCAGAAGGCAAUCAGCAUGGAUGAUGAAGAUCGUUUCCAUGUGAACAAGCCAAGCUAUGCGCCAAAUAAGUCAUUCUGCUAGUGAGAUUCCGGGAGGACGGACGAGCCACUACAUAACAACGCUGCAUUCGUAAAGGGAGCCCCAUUGUGGCCGGUCUUAUCACGCAGCGCUGAAGACUGACCGCGUUACGGCGACACCGCUGAAGCAAAAGCGGAACGUGACUCUUCUCAAGCAGCUCCGUAAGAAAAUAUCCACUGAUCCGAGACGCUCGUCGCGGGCUCCAGCCGGCGGAUCGCCCGACACAGCCCGAAAGUGACCUGGUCGCUCUCACUGCACUGAAGGCUGCCGUGGACACAGGACUUCAGCAUGCUGAUCGCGCUUCUCGUCUGUAUGCUGGCGCUGGUAGCUUUCGUGGUCAUACGCAGAGGCAAAGAGAAAAACCACCCGCCAGGUCCUGGUGGGCUGCCAUUUAUCGGCCAAGUGUUUUCAAUCAACUGGAAGCACCAGGAUUUCGCCUUCAUGAAAUGGUACAAGCAGUACGGGCCCAUCUACAAGGUCCGCGCGGGCCCAGAGACCAUUGUUGUUCUAUCCGACCCCGAGUUGAUCAGGGAGGCCUUUAACAAGCCCGCGACCCAGGGCCGGCAGAGCAACGCAGCGUUCACGCUGCUUUAUGCCGACAAGGGCAUCAUCUUCACCAGUGGGGAACUGUGGCAUCAGACACGUCGCUUUACCUUGUUCCAUCUGAGGAAUUUCGGCAUGGGCAAGUCUAGACUGGAGGCUGUUAUCCAUGAGCAGAUCGAUGGCUUCAUGAAUGUCGUUCUGGCCCCCAGCGAGGGACGGGCGUUGUCGCUCAACAGGGCCCUGGACAUCUCUGUCGCUAACAUUAUCUGGGGCAUCGUAGCCGGGGAGAGCCUUGGCAUUGAAGACGAAAGGAUUCUGGAGGUCAUGGACAACGUUAGAAAGCUCAACGAGGUCGGCUUCCGCAUUCUUCUCCUCGGAACGAUUCCCGCUCUCUUGAACCUGCCAGACCGCCUGACGGGACUCAACGAAGUGCUCAAGUGCUUCCACUACCCGAUCAACAACCUUCUCCAACCAGCCAUCAACCUGCACAAAAAAUCUGUGGAUCUUGGCGGCGAACCGCGCGACUACAUCGACUGCUUCUUACAAGAACAGAGCAAGCACCCAACCCUUUACACCGAGCGCCACUUGUUACGCAGCCUCAUCGACUUGUUCUUCGCCGGUUUCGACACGACCUCCACGACGCUCCGCUGGGCCUUCUGCUUCCUUUGCGCGCGGCCUGACGUGCAGGAGCGCCUGGCGGCCGAGCUUCACCAGGUGGUGGGCAGGGAGCGCGCGCCCACGCUCGCCGACCGGCCGCACCUGCCGUUCACCGAGGCCGUGCUGAUGGAGACGCAGCGGCUGGCCAACAUCGCACCCAUUGGCGUACCGCACGUGAGCACGGCCGAGUUCCAGCUGGGUGGCUACACCGUGCCGCGUGGUGCGCAGGUGAUCUCGCUGCUCACGGCUGUCCACCAUAACGAGGCGUACUUUCCGGAGCCGGCGCGGUUUCUACCGGAGCGCUUCCUGGAUGCCGAAGGGAAGGUGAAACCGAACAAGGCGCUCAUGCCUUUCUCCGUGGGCAAGCGAUCCUGCAUGGGCGAGGCGAUGGCGCGCGCCGAGCUUUUCCUCUUCGUCACAACCGUCGUGCAAAAGUUCCGCCUGCGCUUCCCCGACGGCUUUACACACGACUUCUCCAUCAAUGAGGAGAGGGCAUUUGUCAAUGAGCCGUUGCCAUACUCUCUCAUUCCAGAGAGGCGUUAGGUUGGUGUACCGGUCGUCUGGUGGAGGGUCGCUUCUGGCUAGCCGCCUUUUGGUGCAGACCACUGACAUUGCAUAACUUUAAACGUGUCAUUUUGUCAGCGGCUCGGCACUUGGGUUGGGUAGGUUAAUUGGGAUCGAUCAUCCCGCUGAGGACCUGCAAUUCAUGCGGGGAUGGUUGCCCGCCAUAGUUUCCAUAGGGGAACACAUUGUUUCCCGCGAUCAGGUUCGUGGUGGGCCUAGAUUGUGUCAAUGUAUUCACGUUUUCCAAGCUACUGCACAUCAAGUAGGUCGCAUGAUGGGUCAGAGGCCGUGCUAUGAUCCAGAUCUAACAAGUAGGCUGUGCUUUGCUUAUUGCUGAGCCUCUCCAGGCUGACCUAAUCAUGAUCCAGGUCAGAACAGCUGCCCCUCAGCGCACCGUAUGUACAAGGUUGUCCAGAAGAUCGGUCCCUCGUCUUCGCCAGACUGCGUGCUAUUUUAAUUUCCGACGCCGUCGAUGUUUGUUGUUGCCAGCUUACACCUGUGUCGAGGUUUGUUGUUGCCAGCUUACACCUGUGUCGAGGUUUGUUGUUGCCAGUUUACACCUGUGUCGAGGUUUGUUGUUGCCAGCUAACACCUGUGUCGAGAUUGUGGUUGCCAGCUUACACCUGUGUCGAGGUUUGUUGUUGCCAGCUUACACCUGUGUCGAGGUUUGUUGUUGCCAGCUUACACCUGUGCUAUAAUGUAUACUUUCUAGAUACAUUUGCUGGUACAAAAGAUACACGGACAGCGUCAAAGAUAUUGGACCAACUUCAGCCCUUGUACAUCAUGUUUUUGAAUUGCAUGAACUUAAUUUUUAAUAUCAGCGUGCAAUUUUUGUCGCAAGGUUCCACGUUUUGCGGUCACGUAAAUGUUUAGCUGUAAGUUUCGUCGGACGGAAUAGGCAGUUUGCAUAUUUUUCCCGUGUAUAUUAUGCGUAGUUAUCGUAAUCUAUAUACAGUGGAGAAGAAGUAGUAGUGGAGGUAGUACAAGUAGAAGUAGCACUAGUAGAAGAUAAGCAUAUAUAUAUAUAUAUAUAUAUAUAUGUAUAUAUGUCUACGUAAUUGUUCUAACGGAUAUACAGUGUGUCAGGGGCAGUAGUAGUAGUAGUAGCAGUAGUAGUAGGCAUACCAUAUAUGUAUGUAACAUGCGUGUGCAUCUGCUUAUAAAAGUCUAGUGAGUCCAGCAUUUCUAGACGAAUAAAUUGGAGCUAAGGAAACUUGCCUUUUCUUCGAGGCUGUUUGUCAAUGUUUUUGCCGGGAUGAACUAUUGCUAAUGUGUAAAUCUGCGAGCAUAAUACGCAAGCGGCGGCAUAUCCAAUUUGUGCAUGGUAAA
Messenger RNA from Pollicipes pollicipes, 3215 nucleotides. RefSeq names its product cytochrome P450 2F3. Gene Ontology annotation, cellular component: intracellular membrane-bounded organelle; cytoplasm. The coding region runs from base 411 to 1865 and encodes 484 amino acids. The transcript is spliced from 4 exons. The record is from RefSeq and is a predicted model, not a curated record. Gene Ontology annotation, molecular function: iron ion binding; steroid hydroxylase activity; heme binding. NCBI's taxonomy places the organism in Eukaryota, Metazoa, Arthropoda, Thecostraca, Pollicipedomorpha, Pollicipedidae. Gene Ontology annotation, biological process: xenobiotic metabolic process.